Suillus clintonianus is the source of this 852-nucleotide messenger RNA. Its product is annotated as opioid growth factor receptor conserved region-domain-containing protein. Gene Ontology annotation, molecular function: opioid growth factor receptor activity. The transcript is spliced from 4 exons. NCBI's taxonomy places the organism in Eukaryota, Fungi, Basidiomycota, Agaricomycetes, Boletales, Suillaceae. Bases 49 to 783 code for a protein of 244 amino acids. Gene Ontology annotation, cellular component: membrane. The record is from RefSeq and is a predicted model, not a curated record.
CUUUUCACAGAAUCCCCUGGGUGAUCUCAGGUUAUAAAACCCCGUUCUAUGUCACUUCCGCGAGAUAUUCGCGCUUUUCUCUCUCAUUACCACGGUCAAACGGAUGACCCCCAAGCUCUACAAAAUCUGCUAUUUUACAAAAAUCAACUGCGCUGCCAGCCAGAUGAUCUUUUGAUCAGCGAGAUCCACCAAAGCUGGCGCAAGGAUUAUAUCCAACUGGAGCACAAUCAUGGUUACAUUCAAUGGCUCUUCCCCAUCCGGGAGAAUGGCAUGAAUUUCGAGGCCCAAGCUCUGCAGUCACACGAGGUUGCGGCAAUGAAGGAAGAUCCUCGUGUCAUUGAACGUAUCAAGGCGUCUUAUGAGUUGAUGUUGGACUUCUACGGCAUGUCCCUGCUGGACUUCGAGACUGGUCUCGUUGGACGCUCAGAAGGCUACAGAGCUCGAUACAGAAACUUCUUGCAAGCUCCUCACAACAACCUUCGCAUCACUCGGAUUUUCAAGUGUCUAUCGGAAAUGGGCAUGGAGCAUCUCAACGCCGGGUUCCUCCUACAUGUCCUCAAUGAACAGAGCGAACAUAACCAGUUAAAUACCGGUCUGCUCCGGGACAGCAUGGAUAGGUGGUGGGCUAACUGCUUGAGGAAUGAAGCAGAUCGGAAGUGGAUCGGACUUACAAUCAAGAAGGCGAGAAACGGCGAGAAUUUCAAUAGGGAGCAAUACGAAUCUAGUCUGCAGAGGCGAAAGGAAUCGGGAUCUCUCGCAGAACCACAAUGUGCCGAUGCGUAGCAGCUGCAGGUACUUGGCUACUUUUGCACUGGGCAGAAUGACACGAGUGUUUUCAGACUGGGGCAGGCA